Molecule: messenger RNA, 1317 nt
Organism: Erigeron canadensis
Lineage: Eukaryota; Viridiplantae; Streptophyta; Magnoliopsida; Asterales; Asteraceae
Product: UDP-N-acetylglucosamine transporter UGNT1-like
Exons: 11
Coding region: 117-1121 (334 amino acids)
Cellular component (GO): Golgi apparatus
Molecular function (GO): antiporter activity; GDP-fucose transmembrane transporter activity
Source: RefSeq, a predicted model, not a curated record
UUUAAAAACCUUUCUCUUUCCGGUUUCCAUCCCUCCCAUAUUCUCUUUCGAGAGAGAAAACAGAUUCCUUAAACAUUGCAAUUCUAUAAAUCAUCGGAUCAGAAUCAAAGAAAAGAAUGUUGCCCGUUUUGAAAUCUGGGAACGACAACGAGGAUGAAAAUCGACAUGUCUCGUCUCCGAUGACUCGAAAAGGCAUCUAUGCCGCAAUCUCUUACAUGGCUUGUGCAGUCCUGUUGAUAUUGUUCAACAAAGCUGCUCUUUCUUCAUACAAAUUUCCAUGUGCCAACGUCAUUACGCUUUUCCAGAUGGUGUGUUCAUCGGUCCUUCUUUAUACAUUGAAAUGCCGAAAAAUCAUCUCUUUUAGAGCAAAUAGUGAAAACCAUCAGAGUAGCAAAAACUUCCCUGGGAUUUUCAUACCAUUAAAUACAUUAAUCACGACUCUUCCUCUAGCCAUCUCCUACUUGCUUUACAUGUUGGUUUCAAUGGAAUCUGUUCGUGGGGUGAGUGUGCCCAUGUACACAACACUAAGACGGACGACUGUGGCAUUUACAAUGCUUGUGGAGUAUGUUUUGGCCCGCCAAAGAUAUUCAUUUUACGUCAUUGGCAGUGUAGGGAUAGUUAUAUUUGGUGCAUUUAUAGCUGGAGCUCGAGAUCUAUCAUUUGAUUCAUAUGCAUACACUAUAGUUUUCUCAGCAAACAUCUGUACCGCGAUAUAUCUUGCUUCAAUUUCUCGAAUAGGAAAAUCUAGCGGCUUGAAUAGCUUUGGCCUUAUGUGGUGCAAUGGUUUAAUAUGUACUCCAAUUUUGUUACUCUGGACAUGGAUCAGCGGUGAUCUUGAAGUCACGGCAAACUUCUCUUACUUAUCAUCACUUGGAUUCCAGGCUGUGAUGCUUCUGUCAUGUAUCUUGGCUUUCUUAUUAAACUAUGCAGUUUUCUUGAACACUACUCUAAACUCGGCUCUUACACAAACCAUUUGCGGGAACUUAAAGGACCUUUUCACGAUCGGACUUGGAUGGAUUAUCUUUGGAGGUCUUCCAUUUGAUCUGUUAAACGUGGUGGGACAAUCUCUUGGGUUUCUUGGAUCAUGUAUCUACGCCUUCUGCAAAAUCAGAGGGUUGUAAUAUGUAACCACAAUGCUAGUUUUCGGCAGAAGGUUCAUGGCAAGACAACUUUGCAUGAUUGACAAGACAAUUUUGGUUUAGUCAAGAAACAAUUUCAAAUCAGAAUUUUAAAACCAAUAUAAUUAGGAUGUUUCUUUCAUUCACUACCCAUUCAAUUUUGUUUUACUUAAUGAGAAAUUUUUUUUGAACUUUUAAA